GCUCCGAGCCCCGCCCCCUCCCCCCUAAUUGAUAUUAUUGGAGUGUGGAGCAAGCGGCCGGUCUGCAGUCGGAGACUUGCAGGCAGCAAACACGGUGCGAACGAACCGGAGGGGGGUGAGAAAUCAAACAGCUAAGCGUGGAGCAGCCGGCCUGGGACCCAGAAGGGAGAUCGAUGCGAGGAGCGCAAUAAUAACAACAAUAAUAACCCACUUCGGAGCAAACAGCAUCUAAAGAGCUGCGACCCAACUGCAGCCUAAAAUCAAACCUGCUCAUGCACCAUGGUUUUUCAAACUCGGUACCCUUCGUGGAUUAUUUUGUGCUACAUCUGGCUGCUCAGCUUUGCACACACAGGGGAGGCGCAGGCUGCGAAGGAAGUACUAUUACUGGACUCUAAAGCACAACAAACAGAAUUGGAAUGGAUUUCCUCUCCACCCAGUGGGUGGGAAGAAAUUAGUGGUUUGGAUGAGAACUACACUCCGAUAAGAACAUACCAGGUGUGCCAGGUCAUGGAGCCCAACCAGAACAACUGGCUGCGGACUAACUGGAUUUCUAAAGGCAACGCACAAAGGAUUUUUGUAGAAUUGAAAUUCACCUUGAGGGAUUGUAAUAGUCUUCCCGGAGUGCUGGGAACGUGCAAGGAAACCUUUAAUUUGUACUAUUAUGAAACAGACUACGACACCGGCAGGAAUAUAAGAGAAAACCUUUACGUAAAAAUAGACACCAUUGCUGCAGAUGAAAGUUUUACCCAAGGUGACCUUGGUGAAAGAAAGAUGAAGCUGAACACUGAGGUGAGAGAGAUUGGACCUUUGUCCAAAAAGGGAUUCUAUCUUGCCUUUCAGGAUGUAGGGGCUUGCAUAGCAUUGGUUUCUGUCAAAGUAUACUACAAGAAGUGCUGGUCCAUUAUUGAGAACUUAGCUGUCUUUCCAGAUACAGUGACUGGUUCAGAAUUUUCCUCCUUAGUUGAGGUUCGUGGGACAUGUGUCAGCAGUGCCGAGGAAGAGGCAGAAAAUUCACCCAGGAUGCAUUGCAGUGCAGAAGGAGAGUGGUUAGUACCCAUUGGAAAAUGUAUCUGCAAAGCAGGCUAUCAGCAAAAAGGGGACACGUGUGAACCCUGUGGCCGCAGGUUCUACAAAUCUUCCUCUCAAGAUCUUCAGUGUUCUCGUUGUCCAACCCACAGUUUCUCUGACCGAGAAGGCUCCUCGAGAUGUGAAUGUGAAGAUGGCUACUACAGAGCUCCUUCUGACCCGCCGUAUGUCGCGUGCACGAGGCCUCCCUCUGCACCACAGAACCUUAUUUUCAAUAUCAAUCAAACCACUGUAAGUUUGGAGUGGAGUCCUCCGGCAGACAACGGGGGAAGAAAUGAUGUCACCUACAGAAUAUUGUGUAAACGGUGCAGUUGGGAGCAAGGAGAAUGUGUUCCAUGUGGAAGUAACAUUGGAUACAUGCCCCAGCAGACGGGAUUAGAGGAUAACUAUGUCACUGUCAUGGACCUGCUUGCCCAUGCGAAUUACACUUUUGAAGUCGAAGCAGUAAAUGGAGUGUCUGACUUAAGCCGAUCUCAGCGGCUCUUCGCAGCGGUGAGCGUCACCACUGGUCAAGCAGCUCCCUCGCAAGUGAGUGGGGUAAUGAAGGAGCGAGUGCUGCAGCGGAGUGUGGAGCUUUCCUGGCAGGAACCGGAACAUCCCAAUGGAGUCAUCACGGAAUAUGAAAUCAAGUACUACGAGAAAGAUCAAAGAGAAAGGACCUACUCAACACUGAAAACCAAGUCCACCUCAGCCUCCAUUAACAAUCUGAAGCCGGGAACAGUGUAUGUUUUCCAGAUCCGGGCUUUCACUGCUGCAGGUUAUGGAAAUUACAGCCCCAGACUUGACGUUGCCACUCUAGAGGAAGCUACAGGUAAAAUGUUUGAAGCGACAGCAGUCUCCAGUGAACAGAAUCCUGUUAUCAUAAUUGCUGUGGUGGCUGUAGCAGGGACCAUCAUCUUGGUGUUCAUGGUGUUCGGCUUCAUCAUUGGAAGAAGGCACUGUGGUUAUAGCAAGGCUGACCAAGAAGGAGAUGAAGAACUCUACUUUCAUUUUAAAUUUCCAGGCACCAAAACCUACAUUGACCCUGAAACCUAUGAGGACCCAAAUAGAGCUGUCCAUCAAUUCGCCAAGGAGCUAGAUGCCUCCUGUAUUAAAAUUGAGCGUGUGAUUGGUGCAGGAGAAUUUGGAGAAGUUUGCAGUGGUCGUUUGAAACUUCCAGGGAAAAGAGAUGUUGCAGUGGCCAUAAAAACCCUAAAAGUUGGCUACACAGAAAAACAAAGGAGGGACUUUUUAUGCGAAGCAAGCAUCAUGGGGCAGUUUGACCACCCAAAUGUCGUCCAUUUGGAAGGGGUUGUUACAAGAGGGAAGCCUGUCAUGAUCGUGAUAGAGUUCAUGGAAAAUGGAGCCCUGGAUGCAUUUCUCAGGAAACAUGACGGGCAAUUUACAGUCAUUCAGUUAGUAGGAAUGCUGAGAGGAAUCGCCGCCGGGAUGAGAUAUUUAGCUGAUAUGGGAUAUGUUCACAGGGACCUUGCAGCUCGCAACAUUCUUGUCAACAGCAAUCUUGUUUGUAAAGUGUCAGAUUUUGGCCUGUCCCGGGUUAUAGAGGAUGAUCCCGAAGCUGUCUAUACAACUACUGGUGGAAAAAUUCCAGUAAGGUGGACUGCACCUGAAGCCAUUCAAUACCGGAAAUUCACCUCAGCCAGUGAUGUGUGGAGCUAUGGGAUUGUCAUGUGGGAAGUAAUGUCUUACGGAGAGCGACCUUAUUGGGACAUGUCGAAUCAAGAUGUCAUAAAAGCAAUAGAAGAAGGUUAUCGUUUACCAGCACCCAUGGAUUGCCCAGCUGGUCUUCACCAGCUAAUGUUGGAUUGUUGGCAGAAAGAACGGGCAGAAAGGCCAAAGUUUGAGCAGAUAGUUGGAAUUCUAGACAAAAUGAUUCGAAACCCAAGUAGUCUGAAAACACCCCUGGGAACUUGUAGUAGGCCUAUAAGCCCUCUUCUGGAUCAGAAUACUCCUGACUUCACUGCCUUUUGUUCAGUUGGAGAAUGGUUGCAAGCUAUUAAGAUGGAAAGGUAUAAGGAUAACUUCACAGCAGCGGGUUAUAACUCACUUGAGUCUGUGGCAAGGAUGACUAUUGAUGAUGUGAUGAGUUUAGGGAUCACACUGGUUGGCCACCAGAAGAAGAUCAUGAGCAGCAUCCAGACUAUGCGAGCACAGAUGCUGCAUUUACAUGGAACAGGCAUCCAAGUGUGACAUGUAGUUCUCCCUCAUGUGGGACUUAUGACUGCAGGAGAACAGUUCUGGCCUUCAGUAUAUGCAUAGAAUGCUGCUAGAAGACAGUCGGUAUACUGAGUCCUUCCUACAAUAAAGAGAAGAUUUUAGAAGCACCUACAGACUUGAACUCCUAAGUGCCACCAGAAUAUAUAAAAAGGGAAUUUAGGAUCCACCGCUGGUGGCCAGGAACACAGCAGUGACAAUAAACAAAGUACUACCUGAAAAACAUCCCACCACCUUGAGCUCUCGAACCUCCUUUUUAUCUUAUAGACUUUUUAAAAUGUACAUAAAGAAUUUAAGAAAGAAUAUAUUUGUCAAAUAAAAUCAUGAUCUUAUUGUUAAAAUCAAUGAAAUAUUUUCCUUAAAUAUGUGAUUUCAGGCUCUUCUUUUCCAGAACCAUCUGUGUUUCUUCUGCAUAAGGACUUUGUUUUAGAAAAUGAUUUGUAGCUUUGGACCUUUUUAGUGUUAAAUUUAUGACACGUUACUACACUGGGUACCUUUGAAAGAAUCUCAAAAAGGAAACUACACACAGAGUUGAGGAUAUGACUUUGUCCUUCACGGCUUUGGUAUCCUUGCUGUGUCAUUUUUUUCUGUUAAACCAGUGAUGUUUUGAUAUUGUUUGCUGAUUGGCAGGUAGUUCAGAAUUGCAAGUUGCCAAGAGCUCUGAUAUUUUUUUAACAGGAUUUUUUUUUUUAAAUCAGACAACAUACUAACUUUUCAAUGAAAAAAAAAGCAAUAAUGAUCCAUAAAUACUAUAAGGCACUUUUAACAGAUUGUUUAUAGAGUGAUUUACUAGACAGAAUUUAAUAAAAAAAAGUCAAAUUUUAGGUUUAUGUGUAUAUGAUAAAAGGCUGAGGCUUCAUCCGAAGAUGCUGGUGAAGGCAGGGUCUGCAGGCAGGAGUUCUCCAGCAUGAGAGAAAACCCGGUCUGAGCACAUCAAGAGUUUUCAGUCUUGUGACAUUAAGUAAUUUAGGAGAAAUAGUUGACCUAUAUUUUGUAUUCUUUCUUGUUGAAUGCAGUCCAAAUACAAAAGUAAAGAAUUACGUUUUCUAUUGUUACUCUGGAGCAAGAUCAAAGGGGCAGUUCUCUUCUCACCACUCAAAGACAAAUUUGCCACAGAAACUAUCACCAUUGCGGUGAGAAGCAAAGCAAAACAGAGGUAUUUUAUCUAUGAACACACACACACACACACACACACACACACACACACAACUCUUUUAGAUCAAAACUCUUUUACCACAGAAGGAAGAAGUAAAGGGUCUAGCUUUUCCGUUUCCACUUAUUUAUUAAACCAUAUUAUUUGGUUACUUUGUUAGAAUUUCAUAAGCAAUAAUUAAAUGUGUCUUUAUAGAUAUUUCAGGAAUGUAUACAUAUUUGAGUAAUGUUUUCAAAAGUUACAAAAAUCAUGAACUACCCCACACCGAACUGUCGUACUUCCAAAGAAAAUUGGGCUGUUUAUAAUGAUUUUAAUAGAGAAGGACCCCAGGGACUGGUCCUGAUUGGUGUUGUUUGGUAAUGUGGGCAUCCACAAACAAACAAACAGGUAACAAGCAAAAUCUGUAAAUGUUCCUUUGUAAAACUUGUACAUUUUAUUUAUACCGUCUUGUUUUGUAUACACAUUUCUCGGUAGUGGCUCUGAGUACAUUGAAAAUGCACUAUAUUUUUCUAUUUUACUGGCAGAGCUUCACAAAGAAACAGGUAUUUUCAGUGCUACAUAAUGUGUUUUCCCACAUUUAGGACCAAAGAUGGCUAUAGAAAACUCAAAUGGAUUGCUUCCCAAACCCCUCCCCACCCGUUGUUUUUGUUUUGUUUUUUUUUUUUAAUCACUGUACAGUGUUGUUUGAUAUUUUAAUUUAUUUUUUGAUUGAGUAGAGAAACUCAUUUUAAUUUCACUAAAAUGUUUUUGUCCCUAAGGAAAAAAUAAUCUGUAAAAAUAGUUUUAAUUAGCAUAAUCCAGUCACCUAGACACUUCCAUUUGUAAUCUUUGUAAUAGACUGUAAAUAUAUUUUUGGAACUAUAACACAAUGUGCUUGAGGGUUAUUUUUCAGUGUCUGCAACGUAUACACGUGUUUCUACUAAGGACAGCCCUUUACAGUUCUAAUCAGUAGCAUUGGCCUUCGUGCGAAUGAGUGAGAGCUUGAGUGAGUGUUCUCUAAUUCCGUUUGGAUUCUGGACUCACUAAUAAUGAAGUUCUUUUCUUGUUCAUAGCUUAAGGUGCUUAUUUUUUCUAUUAAAAUUAAAUUAACAAAAAGCCAUUCUAGAAAUAGAAGACGCAGUAUGGUACAUGCAGACGAAGUCUUUCCUGCUUUUUCUAGUAAUAGAUUUAUAGUUGAGUAGUCUUUCUUGAGUAGAAGGGCAGAAUAAAAGUUUUUCUUUUGAGUUCUUUUUUUCAAAAACAACUUUUUCCUUCAGCAAUAUACCUCAUCUGCCUUAAAUUUUUUACAGCUCUUUACAGGGAAAGGGGAGAAGGGAUGGGAAAGACACACAGCACAAUAGGAAAUGGAUGAUUGCAUCGCGUGCUCUCGUUUGUAGGUUUCUUUUCCUAAUCAAAAAUAUGAUUUUGAAGUCCAUGUAUGUGAGACAAACCUGAAGAGAAAAGCAAUUAACAUUGUGAAUCUGAUUGUAAUCCUCUCUUCAGGAAAGAGAUGAGAUGCUAUUGCGAUGGGAAUGUACAACUUGCACCUUGAAAUCUUUUUUGAUAACUAGUGCUCAGGGGAGAAAAAAGUAGAGAAAGCAAAUGCCCAACAGAGAAUUCCAAAAUUAUAAAACACACAACAGGAAAUGGCCUCCUUGCUUUAAUACAGCCACCUUUUAUAGAACACCGCCCGCCCACUUGACCUGGUUUGCGUUCAGUACUGAAAUACAAGUAACUUGUUACAUUGGGAGCUAAUAUUUUCUCAGCAAUGGAUCAGGGCCUUGUUUACUAGAACCGGUGGCUCAUGCUUGGCAGAGCACUAUUAGUUGAAUCAUAUUGUAUACUUAUGUAAUCUACAUUAGCUAGUACUAUUUAGGACUAUAUUUUAAUUGCUCCUCUUAUUGGUGUUUUAAGACAAUUGAAAGGGUGUAAGUCACCUCUCUUUUAUUUAGGUAAUGCUGAUUCCCCCACCCCUCCCCUUUUAUUUCCUGAGCAGCCUAAAACUGUACUGCUCAUCUAUGUGCAUGUUCCAAUGAAUUACUGAUGUGUAUUUUUUUGCUAUAUGUGGAGAAAUCAUGGGGAACUUGGGGCGAGAUAUGCUUUUUGUUGGUUGAAUUUUGUCCCUCCUUGCCUAAGAAUUACUACAGGGGUUAUCCUUUUAUAAGGACAAAAUGCUUUUGAACAGUGUCUUCAAUGUAUCAAGCACAAAUAACUCUUUCUUCAACACGAAUCAUAAGUCUCUUUUUACCAGCUUAAAAUAAUAAACAAGUCUAUUAGACAAUGUAAAGAAAAUCCAGUCUCCAGUCAUUGGCGGGUUCUUUCACAUUUCUUAUGCUUUCCUUUCGGAUCUAAUAUCUUGGGAAGAGACAAUAUUUUGUAGAAAUAGUUCAGUGUACUGAUCAGAAUAUGAAUAAAACUGAUUAUUCCUA
This is a messenger RNA of Peromyscus californicus insignis, 6861 nucleotides long. It is a transcript of the gene Epha7, whose product is annotated as EPH receptor A7. The record is from RefSeq and is a predicted model, not a curated record. The coding region runs from base 280 to 3276 and encodes 998 amino acids. Gene Ontology annotation, molecular function: transmembrane-ephrin receptor activity; protein binding; ATP binding. Gene Ontology annotation, biological process: cell surface receptor protein tyrosine kinase signaling pathway; protein phosphorylation; axon guidance. NCBI's taxonomy places the organism in Eukaryota, Metazoa, Chordata, Mammalia, Rodentia, Cricetidae. The transcript is spliced from 17 exons. Gene Ontology annotation, cellular component: neuron projection; plasma membrane.